Messenger RNA from Neltuma alba, 1111 nucleotides. RefSeq names its product DAG protein, chloroplastic. Gene Ontology annotation, cellular component: chloroplast. Gene Ontology annotation, biological process: cytidine to uridine editing; chloroplast RNA modification. The transcript is spliced from 5 exons. Bases 88 to 747 code for a protein of 219 amino acids. The record is from RefSeq and is a predicted model, not a curated record. Lineage: Eukaryota; Viridiplantae; Streptophyta; Magnoliopsida; Fabales; Fabaceae.
GGAGUCUCAUUUCUGAACCUUAUCAUCAGUCGCACAGCACGCUCGAACACAUUGGCUCUCCAUUUCUCCCAAGUGUCGUCUCCUUCAAUGGCGACGGUGCCUCUGUCCUUCUCCCCUCAAACCCUAACCCUUCGCUCUCACCCUAAAACGUCAGUCUUCAACACUGUGACCAGCCAUGGAUUCGGAUGGAAUCUUCCGCAUUCGAGCGUGAUCCGUACCCGUGCCCGAACGCUGAUUCGGGCGACCGUCGAUAGGGAUUUCUCGCCGAAGAGGAGCAGUAGCGGUGAGCAGAGGGAGACUAUUAUGCUUCCUGGUUGUGACUACAACCACUGGUUGAUUGUGAUGGAGUUCCCUAAGGACCCUGCUCCUACUAGGGAGCAGAUGAUUGACACUUAUCUCAAUACUCUCGCCACUGUCCUCGGAAGCAUGGAAGAGGCUAAGAAGAACAUGUAUGCCUUUAGUACCACCACCUACACAGGAUUUCAGUGCACUGUUGAUGAAGCAACUUCUGAGAAAUUUAAGGGUUUGCCUGGGGUUCUUUGGGUGUUGCCAGACUCCUAUAUAGAUGUUAAAAAUAAGGAUUAUGGAGGGGAUAAGUAUAUAAAUGGGGAGAUCAUCCCGUGCAAGUACCCUACCUAUCAACCGAAACGUGGUGGAUCGAAAAAUGAGAGCAGGAGGUAUGAAAGAAGGAGAGAUGGCCCGCCCCCAGAAAGAAGGAGAGAUAGCCCGCCCCCAGAACGCAGAUGACCAAGGCAAGAGGCAACCUCAGAAUGAGACUUUAAGAACUCUACUUGAGGUCAACAGUUUUGUUAAAAGAGAGUAAAACCAAAUGAAAUUUGCUGAGAAUUGACUUUUUUCAUGCUCUACGCUCUAUCAGGUGCUGCUCAUAUACGUUACCUAUGUUGGAAGUCUCUCCAGAUGCCUAGUGUUCUUUCAAGCUGUAUGAGUAGUUUCAGGAUUAUUAUGUUGAGAAAUGUGGUUAUGGACAGAGCAUGAUAUGCAUGCAGGAUGUUCAGAUACUAUGUUCUAGAAUGUUAUGCUCAUUAUCAUCAAACAAUUUGCCUCAGAACUAAAAAUGCAUUAUGUCCAGCUUUAUGGGUGUUUUAAGAAC